This is a messenger RNA of Pseudomyrmex gracilis, 3903 nucleotides long. RefSeq lists its product as uncharacterized. Lineage: Eukaryota; Metazoa; Arthropoda; Insecta; Hymenoptera; Formicidae. Bases 1819 to 3366 code for a protein of 515 amino acids. The record is from RefSeq and is a predicted model, not a curated record. The transcript has 8 exons.
GAGAGAACCCGAAGAGUCUUCGUGAGAGCUUGUGACUGACAGCACCGGCUAGUAUAUACUUGUGGAUCCGGUGCCGGCGGUUAGUACUCGCUCCCCCCGGUCAGUAGCACGGAUUUCGGAGUGCGCGCACGACAAAAGAAGGAGCGGGCGCGGCGGGUAAGUUUUGCGGUCGAUGGACGUGUGUGUAUUCGCGGAGGAGCGAGCGAUAUAUUGGUUGCCCCCGCGCAUGGUCCGUGUGUGCGAGAUCCUCGUCGUUUUCUGGGACUCCGCGAGGAUCAGAGCGGAGUCGUUAUCCAGAGAGCUCGAGUCAAGCAUCCGUGAAGCUAGACCGUGAAACAUGGCCGCCUGACCACCUGACGGACCCGCAGGACUGCGUGUGAGGGAUCCUCACGGUGCGUGUAUUGAUCCGCGUAGCCGCCGAUCAACCUCCUCGGAUUUCUGCUUGGAAAACCUGCACCAGUCCUUCCUUGCGCGAGUAUAUGUCCUUCGCCGUGAGGGCGACACAGUGACACGCGAAUGGACUCUUCAGGACUCUCACACCAGUGUUUUUUAGGAAGUGGUAGGCGUUUCUCUUAACGCUUAACUGACAGUCGUAACGGAGAAUCCUGGAGAAUCCGGAGGUGGUCCGUUACUCUCCUCGAGAGGAAGAAGAGCAAGAGAGCGAAGCGAAGAGACAAGAGGGAAUAAGUACAACGAUCCUGUUGGUUUCCGCGAGUUUUAUCCGGCGUACUUUUGCGAAAGAGCGCGGCCGCGAACCGUUCGUUCAACGACCACCACCGCACAACAACGCAUCAAGAAAGCGCCUCCGCGCGCGCGCGCGAUUCUCAAAGCGUGAACAGAGAGCGCGAAGAGAAAAAAAUUUAUUGAAACCUCCCGUUACCGCGCCUCCCCCCCCGUAAGCCUCGUUAAAAAUCGCGAACACGCUUUUUUCUACGUGUAGUUAUUGGAUACAACAAGACAAGAGAGUAUCAUGACUCUCGAAUUAGCGCGAAGCGAAGGUGUUUGGUUUCGCAUUAGCAGCAUUUGCGUCUGAGUUGCGCUGGCAGUUGUGUGAAGUGUGUGUGCAACGCGAGAAUAAAUUUUUGAAAAAGAUCAAUUUUACGGUGAUUGAUUUUAAUGUGCGAUUCCCUCCAGCACGGGGAAGCGCGCGUGCAUUGAGGAAGCUCGCGAGAAGGAAAAAAAGAGAAUCCAUGGUAUAAGGAAACAAGCAAGUAGAGCAUCUGUAAAAUGUAGCGUCCGAUUGGCUACGCUACCGCACAUCCACGGGAAUACAUCAACUUGUUUCCUUACACCAUGAGGAGAAUAUUGAGGUCGAUGUUGAGGCAAGUGAAGAGGAACGGUGCGCGAAAGGUGUCGAUCGAGAUUUUAUAGAUCUUUUUAUCGCGCGAUAGAAGAGGUGGAGAAUUGCUCUCGUCGACUUCUUCGAUGCCGCAGAAUAGCUUCGGCUCAUCGAUAGGAAAGUACGAAGAGAUCAGUCUUCGUAGGAAACAAAUUCCCGCUGAGGGAUCGAUACCGGAACUACGCUGUAAUCGGCAGCAAUUACGAUAAGGGCGGCGAUUGCGAUAAAAGUAUAAUAUCGAAGUGCACAAUUUAGCGAAUUAGAACGAGCAUCAACGGGCGACCUCAUCGCGCGCUUAAUUAACGGACCGGUCGCGCCAACCAACCGAUUAGAGGAUAGCGGCAACCGGAAGUGAGUGCCAGAAAAUCGAUCAGAAGAGAAUUGAUUGAUUAGAAUUUCGGAAUCGACCGGAUGGGAGUACCGUCGUCGAGUGUGAUAAUUGCUUUUCGGAGACCGCGCCUUCUGACAGAAAACGCAAGAUGGAACGCGGCAGAUACAUAGCCAGAGAGAUGCGUCACUCGAGAAGCGAGGAUUUGCUGGGCACGUUUUCCAGAUCGCCCAGUCCGUGCGUCGAUUUGCCGACCACGGCGUCCGAAGACGACCUGAUAGCGGCAAGCGGUCUUCGAGAUUCGAGCGCGUACAAUCAGGCUGUCGGCGUUGCCGGAGCAUCGCGACGCAGCAUCCUCGCGACGCCAUCCAGAACCGUGGUGGUUCCCGUCGAUCCGGAGGAUUCCAUUCGCGACAUCGUCACCGAGAACGAUCUCUACAGAUACGUAUUGUUCAAACGGCAUUACGACAAGUAUGUGGAUCUCGCCGAGAAGUACAAAGAGGCCAAGAGCGUCGCUUAUUAUCUGGAGGAACGUUAUCACGAGAUCAAGGCCGAGCGAGACAAGUUGGAGGAGGCUCGAAGAAAUCUGGAGAUACGCCUGGAGAGUUGCGAGACGGAACUACGCGGCAAGGAGGACGAGCUCUUCCUGCAGUUGGAGAGAAGUCUACGACUGGAAGAGGAGAUCGAACGAGCAAAAAUCGAGAGGGACAGCUACAUGGAGGCGCGAGAUCGGUUGGAACAGCAACGGGAAUCGGCGUUUAGACGUUUGCAGAUGCAGCUCGAGCAGAACGAGAUCACGAGGCAGAAUCUCGAGAGAGCGCGACAAGAUGUGAUCCGACAGGCCACGGUUAUUCGCGCCGAAAGAGACACGUUGGAGAGAGAGAACGAGAUGCUGCGACAAAGACUGAGAAUGGAACAGGACGAGCUACGCGGCGAACGGCGUCGUCGAGAAGAAGGCGUCGCUGCGCUAACGAGGGAAACGAUCGCGCUCAAGCACGCGACGCGACAUUUGAGCGCCGCGACGUUUCACGCGACUUCCUGUCGGAAUCGUCGUCGAUGCUCCAUCUGCAUGUACGCCAGACGCACUCUGGCUGGCGUCGACAGCUAUCACGACAAGAACUUUGUUGAUUGCAGUGGAAAUCUUCUGCAGUGCCUUCAAGCACCUUUACAGGAUAUUCGCGGUUGGUUGCGACCCAACAGCGCGACGUCAUCAUCCGCCAAUUCGUCGCGAGUACCGCGACUCGAUUCGUCCAUAGCCGAUCGCGAGAUUUGCUACAUCGACGACUCCAGUGUUGACAGCAGCAGCAACGGAAGUACCAACAGUCGCAGUUGCAGCAGCAGCACAAGCAGCAGCAACAGUGGUUACGACGACGAAGCAUAUCCGAGCACUCCGAUAGCUGAGCCUUCUCUUUCCUCGGCCACAUCAAGUGUUCCACAUACAAAUAGAGCUUUUUCUUCGGAUUCAGGGUUUUCUUCCGAGAUAGGGGAUCGUAGAUCGCGAUGUUUCGACAACAGCAGCGGUAAGAGCAGAAACAUGAGCGAAUCGUUGGACGGCAACGAGGACGAUCAGGGUGCGUCCGGAAGAGACGGGCUCACUCGCUCAAGAUGGACUUCCUCUUUCCGCAGACUGCUCGGACGAAAGUCCAAGAGCAAGCUCGAUCGGUUUUCGGGAACGGGCAAGACUGACGAACCGCGUUGAAAUUAAUUUUUACCAAAUUUAUAUAGAACUUCGUCGUAGAUAUCAUCUCUUCCCGUCCUCUCUUCUUUUUCAUAGCGAGUUUCACGCGCGAGAACGAAUUACAUAGAUCUUACUUAUUUCGAAAGCGAACAAUCGCUUACCGAUGAAAUUUAUUUGAGUUUUUCUAGAGUUCGGAGAAGAUAUUAAAAAAAAAAAAAAAAAAAAACUGCCGAGAUUCGCGUAUUAACUCUUUCGAAAAUUAAAAAGAGACACGAAUUUAAGGAUUUUGGAAUUUUGGAAUAUCUGGGACAUUGGGGAUCACAACUGACGUAAUGCAAAGAAGCAAUAAUUCCACCAGGAAUCACAAGUUUAUUUUUUCCAAGACGUUUCCAAGAGGUUUCUUUGAUGCAGAUUUAUUUAUAUAUAAUAAUAAUAUUAUAUAUUAAUAAUAGUAAUGCAAGAGGAAGUAAAAAAAUUUACUACCAGAAAUCACAAGUUUAUUUUUUUCAAGACGUUUCCAAGAGGUUUCUUUAAUGCAGAUUAUUUAUAUAUAAUAAU